Molecule: messenger RNA, 1637 nt
Organism: Brachypodium distachyon (stiff brome)
Lineage: Eukaryota; Viridiplantae; Streptophyta; Magnoliopsida; Poales; Poaceae
Product: E3 ubiquitin-protein ligase ATL4
Exons: 1
Coding region: 333-1475 (380 amino acids)
Source: RefSeq, a predicted model, not a curated record
UUGACCUAUCUUUGUGCAAUUUUGCAUAAUACCGACAGAUCAAACGAGAUCUGCCUGUGCAAGAUGACGAGAUGAACAACAAAAGUUGGGAGGAAAAUCGCUGAAAAGGUCAUUCACAUCCCUGUUUCCUGUGACGAGUGUUUUACUUGGCAGUUUCCAUCUCUCUCGUCUCUUGCCUACGGCUCCACGACGGCGGCACUGCGGCAGUAGUCUGGCUUAAGCUGACCCUCCUUCGCCGUACCUCCGUCUGGACACCACGCAUCCCAAAACCCAUAAAAGGCUCGACACCGCCCAGACCGAGCCUUAAACACACAUCGUUUCCUCCCCGCCCCAUGGCCAUGGAUCCCUUCCCGCCGCCCGCCCCGGCGUCCACGGGAGACCCCCUCGCCGUCAACAUUCCGCCCUCAUUGCCGUCGCCGUCCUCCCCACCCUCCUCGUCGCUCAACCUCUCCCCGUCCCUCCUCAUCAUCGCCGCGCUCCUCGCCUUCGUCUUCUUCGCCUCCGUCUCAAUCCACUUCCUCCUCCGCUGCCUCUCGCGGUCCCCUUCGGCUCCAGGUCUUCUCCCCAGGGCCGUCCACCGCGCCGCCUCCUCCUCCAACUCCGACGAUGGUGCCGAGGCGACCACCACCGCUGCUGCUGCUGCUUCCUCGGCGAGACCCGCGGCGGCGACGGCGAGCGAGGAGGUGGUCGACGACGAGAAGGAGCGGCUGAUCGCGUCGCUGCCGCUGUUCACGAUGGCGUCGGCGCUAGCGGCGCUCCCCAAGAGCUCCCCCGACUGCGCCGUCUGCCUGUCCCCGUUCCUGGCCGACGCCGAGCUCCGGCUGCUCCCGGCGUGCCGCCACGCGUUCCACGCCGCCUGCGUCGACGCCUGGCUCCGCACCACCCCGUCCUGCCCGCUCUGCCGCGCCGCCAUCUCGCUCCCGCACCCGCCCCUCCCCACCGCCGCCGCCGCCGCCGGGGCCGGGGCCGGGCUGCAGGAGCCUCUCGACUCGAGGAGCAGCACCAACUCCAGGAGCUUCCGCGUCGAGAUCGGGAGCAUCAGCAACCGGCGCUCGUCCGCCGCGGGGGGCGACGACCACCGCCGCACCUACUCUCUCGGCUCCUUCGACUACCGCGUCGACGAGGAGGUGGAGGCCGUCGUGUCCCGCAUCAUCUCGCGCCCCACAUCGGCGGCGGCGGCCAAGUCGACGGCCGGGGCGGCGCCGCAAGGCCCGGGCGACGCGCUGGCGGAGGCGGCGGGGUCGCGGGGCUGGCUCCGGGAUUACGUCGACCGGCUGGCCUCCUCGGCGUCGUCCCUCUCCGGGCGGUGGAGCGCGCGGUGGAGCCAGAGCCACCACAGCGCUCACCGGCAGGAGGAACCGUGGCAGUGGGAUCCGGAGGCGGCGGCGGCGGCCAUGUCGUCAGCGCCGCGGGCGGCGGACGAGGACGACGCGGCGGGGUUAAUGGGCCUGUACCGUUGGAUCGUAGGCGUAUAGAAAAAAGGUCCAAAAACAAAUCCCUCUGAAUUUCGGGCCUCGCGAAGUUUCUUUUUGUCAACUUCCAUAUUAUUUUAGGACUCCACUGUAAAAAUAGAAGCAAAUUGGCUCCCUCCAGGUGAGUCUAAAACUCUAGAAAGCCUUCCGUCGUCGUCGUCUCCC